ACAUUUAGAGAAACGAAACUUAAGAGUCGUCCCCCCUCUCAGUGAGCAUCGGUGAAGAUGGCUGAGGAGCAGCCUGAUCAGGGCGUCGUGUUGGAUCACAGUCAGUUCUGCUGCUCAGUGUGUCUCGACCUGCUGAAGGAGCCUGUCACCAUCCCAUGUGGACACAGCUACUGCAGAUGCUGCAUCGAGGGUUACUGGGACCAGGGAGAUGAGAAGGUCGAGGUCAGCUGCCCUCAGUGCAGGGAGAGCUUCAGCUCACGGCCUGUUCUGAGGAGGAACAACAUGCUGGCAGAGGUUGUAGAGAAGCUGAAGAGGACCCAGCAGGCGUCCCCCUCCGAUCCCCUGGCUUGUGCCGGUCCGGGAGACGUCGCCUGUGACUUCUGCUGUGGGCCCAGACGAAACAAAGCCACCAUGUCUUGCCUGACGUGCCUGGCGUCGUACUGCCCUGCUCACCUCGAGCCUCACCACGCCGUCCCCGUGCUCAAGGUACACCAGCUGGUCUCCACUACGAUCCCGCUGCAGGACAAGAUGUGCACAAAGCACAACAAGCUGAUGGAGGUCUACUGUCGGAAUGAGGGCAGGUGCAUCUGCUAUCUGUGCACCUUGGAUGAGCAUAGUGAGCACAACAUGGUGUCAGCUGCAGCAGAGAGGAAAAGUGAACAGAAAAAACUGGCAAUCUGCCAAACAGACAUCAGGGAGAGAGUCCAGGAGAGAGAAAAGGAGCUGAAUGAGCUGGUCGGAGCUCUGAAGGAUUUCAAGAGCGAUAGCCAGACUGCGGUGAAGUCCAGCGAGAUUAUCUUCGAUGAGCUGAUCUCCUCCCUAAAAACAAAACGCUCCAUGAUGAAGCAGCAGAUCGAAGACCAGGAAAAAACUGCCGUUGCAAAGGCGGAGGAGCUGCAGCUGCAGCUGGAAGUGGAGAUUGCAAAGCUGAAGAGAAGAGACACGGAACUAGAGGAGCUUUCUCAUACGGACGACCACAUUCAUUUUAUUCAGACUUUCCAGUCUCUCUCCACCUCCUGUGAAUCUCCAGACUUGCCCCCGAAUGCAGUUGUUCUGCCCCAGCUUUCAGUCAAAACUGUGACUGACUCUGUGUCUGAGAUGAGAGACGACAUAGAGGACCUCCUCACGGGCACAUGGACUAGGAUUUCUACCACAGUCUCUUCUUUAGAUGUGGUACUGCCACCGGUCCCAAAAACCAGAGAGGAGUUUUUACGCUAUCGCUGUUCUCCAACACUGGAUCGUAACUCGGUCAACACAUAUUUUUCCCUCUCGAAAGAAAACCGGCAGGUGACGUACAGUUCAUGUGGAACCUCUUAUGUUGCUCAUUCAGGCAGGUUUAAAAAUGUCAGGCAGGUGCUGUGCGAACAAGGUUUGUCAGAUCGAUGUUACUGGGAGGUCAGUUUCAGUGGUUGUACUUGGUCAGUGGCAGUGUCUUACAAAAGCAUCGGCAGAUCAUCUGAGUUCGGAAAGAACGACGAGUCGUGGAGUUUACUGUGCUCCCCGACUGAUUACGACUUCUGGCACGACUCAGAAGUAACAACAGUGUCAGGCCCUCAGUCCUCCACAAUCGGAGUGUACGUAGAUCACAGGGCAGGUACGCUGUCUUUUUAUAGCGUCUCCGACACAAUGACUCUGCUCCACAAUGAACACACCACCUUCACUCAGCCUCUCUACCCCGGCCUUGGGUUCAAGAAAGGUGGGAGUUUUGUAGACAGUAAAUACUACGCAGAAAUGAUGAAGUUAUAGUAGAUUGUGAACCACUGCUGAAUAGGCGACGCUUGGCCUUUCGGUAUGUACGCCCAUCGGAUACAACAUUAAGACAUGGACCACCCACCUAGACCAGACUGGACACCCCCACUCCAUAGCAAUGACACACCUUGAUGUGCAGCGGCCAUCCCCAGCAGGAUGCAGCCUGACACACACACAAAACUUUAUGAACAACUCAAUAAGCAUCAACAUCAAACGGUGUAGACCUGGCCUCCAAAUUGACUAGAUCUUUAACGUAUCAAGUAUCUGUGGGAUGAUCCACAGAGGCCCCUCCCUUCAAUCCACAGGACCCAAAGUUACCCCACUAACCACACUUUGUUACCAGACACCUCAGGACACCCUCAGAAGACCCGUGUCCAUUCUCUCCUGAGUCACAACUCCUUUUCCAGCUGCUUCACUUCAAUGUUUUCAAUGCUAGAACUGGGAGGUAGCAUGUGGAGUGAUUUAGUGAACCUGUUUGCAUGUAGUAACACAUCCUUCCUUUAGAGUCCACUAUUCACUCUCUUUUAGGUCACUGAUUAUUAGUGUUGAGCCAUGUUUAAAAUAAGACUGGGGUAAUGGCCUAGGAGGUACGAAAGGAGAAAAUGUGGGUGUUGUUGCUAUUGUUUCUAUCUUUUUUUACGAUGUUAACUGGAGAACAUGAGGUAAUUGUUCCUUUAUCAGGACAACUGAGCAUAUUUUUCUAGUAAAAUGAGUAGUGACAAGAUAAUUUAACUUAGUACCAUCACGAGAUGGCGAAAUAAUUAACUCUUGAUUUCAAUCUUUUUUUUUUUUUUUUUGAAUACUUAUUUACAUAAAAUGGCUACUCAAAGAACAUGACACUCAAUGUCAGGCAACAGUAGAUAUUUUGCUUGUUUGUUUUCAGUUCUUCAAGUUGGACCAUGUAUGUUUGCUGCUGACAUCUCUGUGUUUAUUGUGAUAUAUCUGGAGGAGAUAUCUGGAAACUACUUAAUAAAUGCAUCUGCACAGCC
Molecule: messenger RNA, 2738 nt
Organism: Mugil cephalus (flathead mullet)
Lineage: Eukaryota; Metazoa; Chordata; Actinopteri; Mugiliformes; Mugilidae
Product: E3 ubiquitin-protein ligase TRIM16-like
Exons: 7
Coding region: 58-1746 (562 amino acids)
Molecular function (GO): protein binding; zinc ion binding
Source: RefSeq, a predicted model, not a curated record